Notechis scutatus (mainland tiger snake) is the source of this 833-nucleotide messenger RNA. It is a transcript of the gene DNALI1, whose product is annotated as dynein axonemal light intermediate chain 1. NCBI's taxonomy places the organism in Eukaryota, Metazoa, Chordata, Lepidosauria, Squamata, Elapidae. Gene Ontology annotation, molecular function: dynein heavy chain binding. The record is from RefSeq and is a predicted model, not a curated record. Gene Ontology annotation, cellular component: ciliary base; axoneme.
AACGGCGGCGCAACCAGCUGGGCGCCGGUCGGGCCCGGAGGAGCCGCCAUGAUCCCCCCCGCGGACUCCCUCCUGCGCUACGAGACGCCGGUGCUGGUCAGCCGCAACACCGAGAAGCGCUCGCCCAAGGCCCGGCCGUUGAAGGGGACCCCGCAGCUGACGGCGCCCGCGGGGCCCGUCUCGCCGCCCAAGGGCAAGGCGCCCUCGCCCUCGGUGGACCCCAGCAAGCAGGCCGAGGAGAUCCUCAACGCCAUCCUGCCGCCGCGAGAAUGGACGGAGGAGAACCAGCUCUGGGUGCAGCAGGUCUCCAGCACGCCCAGCACGCGCAUGGACGUGGUGCACCUGCAGGAGCAGCUGGACCUCAAGCUGCAGCAGCGCCAGGCGCGCGAGACCGGCAUCUGCCCGGUGCGGCGCGAGCUCUACUCCCAGUGCUUCGACGAGCUCAUCCGGCAGGUGACCAUCAACUGCGCCGAGCGUGGGCUGCUGCUGCUGCGCGUGCGGGACGAGAUCCGGAUGACCAUCGCGGCCUACCAGACGCUCUACGAGAGCAGCGUGGCUUUUGGCAUGAGGAAGGCCUUGCAAGCCGAGCAGGGCAAAUCCGACAUGGAAAAAAAGAUUGCAGAGUUAGAGGACGAGAAACGGGACUUGGAAAGACAGGUGAACGAACAGAAGGCCAAGUGUGAAGCCAUUGAAAAGAGGGAACUGGAAAGGCGGCAGGUUGAAGAAAAGAAGCACACGGAGGAGGUCCAGUUCCUGAAACGGACUAAUCAGCAGCUCAAGGCACAGCUCGAAGGCAUCAUUGCACCGAAGAAAUAAGCUUUGUCAGCCCAAUA